AUGGCCGAGGAUAAUAUUAUCAAUCGGAGAGGGGGUGAAUCGCUAUUCCAAAGCUGUGCGAGCCUCAAAAAGAGACUCUCGGAAGUCCCUGGUUUCGAGGCCCAUCUCGCAGAAAUGGAAGAGAUGGACAGAACUGAGGAUGCGAUAGACCCUGUUGCAUCUGUGUGGAGAUGCUUGAGGCAAGGAUACCCGCUGAUGGCUAUCUUCAACGCUUCUAACCCUGCAGAACCCCUUACUAUCGACACUGAUAAAGUACCUGAGGCCAGGCGACCGAAAGCGGCCACUUUCAAGUUUCUGCAAGCUUGCCUACAAGAUUUAGAGUUUCCACAACAAGAUUGCUUCCUUAUCACUGAUCUUUAUGGAGAAAGCACCACUGGCUUUGUGAAGGUCAUCAAAAUGGUCAGUCGAGUCCUAGACAUUCUCGAAAUGCGGGGACUGCUUUACCAGCCCUCUAUUGCGAGUGCUGGACCACGCCAAGGCGAAAAGGUCAAACUGACCCGGAAGGAGCAUAUUCUGAAAGAGUUGUUGGAAACCGAAAGAGACUACGUCCACCACUUACAGAAUUUGCAAGCGCUGAAAAAGGAACUGGAAGAAACUGGGGCUUUAAAUGGCGACUCAAGCCACCAGAUCUUUUUAAACCUCAAUAACCUGCUCGACUUCGCCCAACGAUUCCUCAUUAGAAUGGAGCAACACAAUGCCCUGCCGGAAGAUAUGCAAAACUGGGGUGACCUAUUUAUACAGCACCAGGAAGGAUUUCGCCAGUAUGAACCUUUCAUUGCCAAUCAACUCCGGUGUGAUGCUGUAUGCCAAAGGGAAUGGGAAAAGAUCAAGGCCGCUCCACGGUCUGCUGACUUCCAGCAAAUGGUGGCACAGCCAUCUACACUCAACGGAUUUUUCGUUAAACCAUUUCAGCGCUUGACAAAGUACCCCCUGAUGCUCAUGGAACUUAAAAAACAAACCGAUCGUGAAGACCUUGUAGCCGAUGUUGCCACCGCUAUCGACAUGGUCCAAACGGUUUUAGACCAAGCUAAUCAUGCAGUUGAUAAGGAGCACCUUGCCAACGCCGUUGAAGACCUCGCUUCCCGAGUUGAUGAUUGGAAAGCGCUUAAGGUUGAGGUAUUCGGGGAACUACUACGAUUUGGCACUUUCACUGUGUUGAAAGGCGAUGGUGGCAGAGAUACAGAAAGAGAGAGAGUUAAUAUCGUAGCUAUGGACCUUUACAUACUACCACAUCUAUCUUUUCGAACGCAUACUGCUUUGCUGCAAAGAUGUGAAUCCCAACAAGCAAAAGACGAAGCUGAUGGGCAAAGACAAACCAAAUGCUGCUCCAAAGGGAAAGCCACGACUUUCAAAUUAAAAGGCAGAAUUUACAUGGCCAAUGUUACGGAAGUCCUAUCGGUGCAAAAACCAGGAUCAUACAAAAUCCAAAUUUUCUGGAAGGGUGAUCCAGGCGUUGUUGACAACUUUUCCAUUCGGUACCAAAACGAGGAUACGAUGCGUAAAUGGUGCAAAGAUAUUGACACACAACGAGCCAUUCAAAAUGAAGAGCGGGCUACACGACACACAGGGACAUCUGAAACGGAGUUCACCUACCUCAAGAUGGGCCCUAAAAUUCAGAAUCCGUAUCGGGAGGAGUACGAAGCAGAGGAGGAGCUGGUCCGGGAGAGUAAUACAUUUUCAGAUUUUUCAGUAUCACGGAAUGCUUCAAGUACAAGUUUGCGGGCGCGAUCUGCCACGGGAGGCAGUAGCAGUUCUGGUCCAAUCUCAAUCCGGCCUCCACGAUUUCCCAUGCCGGAACCACCACUUUCGGUUUCAACGCAAUUUGCAAACGGGGCAAUUUCUCCCGGAGAUCGGAAUGGAAAUUCGUACUUUUCUCCAGUAACAGACACCACUUCCACGCGAUCAAGUUCUCAGUCAACCAUGUUUUCGUACUCCCGUCAAGGCACACCUUCAACGCCAUGGACUGAGGACUCCAAUCGGUACACUGCCCCUGCCAUGCCAAGAGCCGCGUCAAGAGACGGGACUACAUCGAACCCAUAUUUCAGCAACAAUAAUCCGCGAAGCGCCCAACGUCCUUCACUUCCCCCGCUCUCUUCGUCCCACCAUAGCCAAUCCAGCGGGAUUUCCCAGGCCCGAAUGCGGUCUGCAAGUAGCCCUGAUAUCCACCACAACUCCAAUAUACCCGAAUCCCGCCGUCAUGUUAAUGGGCAUUCUAUGCAGACUGUUGAUAACGUGCCUGUGCCCCCCAUCCCUGCUCACAUGGCUAGUAUGAUAGCACCUGUCAAUCGCAGCCAAAACAAUUCCCCAAUAAACAACACUCUUCCUAUUCGAGCUGCCACCCAGUCACCGGGAAUGCAACAACGCCAUGGACUACCAUUAAAUCAUUUUCCUGAACCCCGCUCGCAGCCGCUGCCCACAUCGAAUCCAAUGCACUCUGCCAUUUCCUCUCCUGUGAAUCAUGGGGGUGAACAAGAACUUUAUAUGCCCAGCCAAUUGAAAGCAAAAGUUAACUUUGAUGACAAUUAUGUCACUCUGGUUAUCGCAAGUAACAUACUCUUCCGGUCCCUAAUAGAUCGCGUAGAUGCAAAGCUUGCUCGAUUCACCGAUAGGUCGAUUGGGAACAAAUCCGUGAGACUGAGAUAUCGCGAUGAGGACGGGGACUUUGUCACGAUCGAUAGCGAUGAGGCCGUUCAACUUGCCUUUAUGGAAUGGCGCGACCAGCACAAAAACAUGUUGGCCAAUGGUCAAGUGGGAGAAAUCCAACUCUUUUGCCAACCGGUCGAAAAUUGA
Molecule: messenger RNA, 2790 nt
Organism: Histoplasma mississippiense
Lineage: Eukaryota; Fungi; Ascomycota; Eurotiomycetes; Onygenales; Ajellomycetaceae
Exons: 6
Coding region: 1-2790 (929 amino acids)
Biological process (GO): septin ring organization; establishment of cell polarity
Cellular component (GO): nucleus; mating projection tip; cytoplasm
Molecular function (GO): guanyl-nucleotide exchange factor activity; protein binding
Source: RefSeq, a predicted model, not a curated record